Pimephales promelas (fathead minnow) is the source of this 6269-nucleotide messenger RNA. The record is from RefSeq and is a predicted model, not a curated record. Lineage: Eukaryota; Metazoa; Chordata; Actinopteri; Cypriniformes; Leuciscidae.
AGAGAGAUAACAGCGUUUGCCCUGUUCAUAUUUGACUCAGUGCUUGUCAUUGAACACCGACAGACUCACACAGCGCAGGAAGAAAGUCCUCGCAUUAAGAUCGACAUUACAAGGGCAUCCAACCCUCUGUGGGAAACUGAGUAAAACAUUUCACCGGCACUAAAACACAGACGCUCUGCUAGAUAGAGGGAGAUAGAUAAAGUGAACACAACAGUGACUGACGUACACUCUCCAGAGCUGGAUGAAGGUGGUGUUAUGGAGGACUGAGUGAAGGAGACUGAGAAGAGAAAGACGAAAUAAUGAAGACAACUGGAAAGCGAACACGUCUUUUCAUCAGUUGUUGUUCAAAUUAAUACAUCAUAAUAAGACGACAUGAUUGAUAGAAGGCUGCUCCUAUUGGUGUCCCUCUGUUUUGUUGGAGGUGCUUGUGUCAGUAAGAUUAUCCGGAGAAGAGGGGUGAGCUCAAUUCAGACCCAGCAUACAGGAAAUGGAGCAACUGACCAAUGGGAUGCAAGUUUGGAGAGGAAUGGAAAUACAAUGACAAGACUCAAAGAACUGAUUGCUCCUGAGGAAAUUGAAGAGCAGAUUACAACUCACCAGAGCCAUGGAGCUUCUCCCGUCUUCACCAAGGAAAACUUUGUUGGGUUCAAUGCCAAACCACCUGUACAAAUAAGUGAAGACUCUGGUCAAGCGGAUUUUAAGGUACAAUCACCAAUUGAUGACUCUAGAGACAUUUUAGAUUUAAAAAGGAGCAGAAAUAACACAAGGAAAGGUGGAAAAGUUGAGAAAUGGAUCCCAAAGCACCACAGGCCAACCUCUGGCAUGCACUUCAAUAGAACAAGAUUCAAAAUCCCUUCAAGAUCCAGAAUGAGUUCAAAUUUUGCCAUUCACACUACAGCUGGUACAAAGAUAGUCACUCCAGAUUCGCCUCGAAAAUUGAAUCUCACUGGAAGCUUAUUAAAACUAAUAUCUAAAGAAAACCUUGUACGGAUUGUGAAUUCCCAGCUUAAGAGUGUCCCAGGUCUAAAUAUUCUGGGAAAAAUUAGUCACAGCAGGAAAAGGGAUCUGAUUAACAUGGAUCACAGUCAGACGGAGGCAAUCAAACUGAAAAAACAAGAAAGGAACGGCACUCCUGAACUUUAUAACAUGGAUAACCAGACUGCCGAGCUACAUUCAAGCACUUUUACAAAUGCCAGUCUAAAUUCGGAUCAAGCUGUUCACACUCUCUUUAAACAAUUUAGCGGAUUCAAUGGGGAUCGUGGAGAGGAGGACAGAAAAUUGGAGGUGAGAGGUGUUCCAGUAACUGCUUCAUGGAAGUACAAGCACUUCACAACUCACAUAGCAUCAACUCCUCAAAGUGAGAUCAUGCCCAGCACCGAGACGAAUCCCUUCGCUGGUCAGAGAGAUAUGGGCAUAUCACACACUCCGUCUCAGAUCGACUCAGGACUUCGGCCUGACAUUUUCAGCUCAUUGACUGAGAGGAGUCUUGAUGUUGAAGAUGAAUCAGAUCAGAGCACUCUUAUGCCAUUCAGCGUCACUCAGAAUUCAUUGAUUAAAAUUUCAGAACCCAUUGACAGCAGUCACAUCCUAAAACUCCCACCAGAUCCAGAAUCGGGAAGGAAGGAGGUGGAGGAGAGCGGAGAGAUGACUGUGGACUCUCGCCAUGGCAGAGGUGGACAGGGCCUUGUUUUCCAGGAAAUGGAUGAGGAUGAUGAUGAGGGGCGGAAUCAACAAAAAGGGGACAUCGCUCGAUCUAGAAGACGACGAAGCUGGAUCUGGAACCAGUUCUUUGUCAUCGAGGAGUAUGCUGGUCCAGAACCAGUGCUCAUCGGAAGGCUUCACACUGACAUGGACAGAGGUGAUGGACGCACUAAGUACGUGCUGCGGGGUGAGGGGGCUGGGUCAGUGUUCGUGAUUGACGAGAAGACGGGCAACAUCCACGUAACCAAGCCCUUGGAUCGGGAGGAGAAGGACGAAUACCGUCUGAUUGCCACGGCAACAGACAGUCAGACAGAGCGUGCCCUGGAGCCCUCCUCCCAGUUCAUCAUUAGAGUGCAAGAUAUCAACGACAACCCACCUGUCUUCGAGGACGGACCCUACAGUGCCACAGUACCCGAGAUGGCAAACAUAGGGACCUCCAUUAUCCAGGUGACGGCUUCAGAUGCAGACGAUCCCACAUAUGGGAACAGCGCACGGUUGGUGUACACGCUAGUUCAGGGGCAGCCGCACUUCUCAAUGGACCCUCAGACAGGCAUCUUGCGUACUGCAGUUCCUGAUUUGGAUCGAGAAGCGCAGGAUCUGUAUCUGGUGGUCCUGCAAGCUAAAGACAUGGGCGGACAUCUUGGUGGCCUGUCAGGGACGACUACAAUUACUGUACGAUUGACGGAUGUCAACGAUAACCCUCCGCGCUUCGUACAAAGUUCCUGGCUGUUUUCUGUGUCAGAGUUGGCCAUGCCAGGGGCGGAGGUGGGUCGGAUCUCAGCAACAGAUGCUGACUUGGGAGACAAUGCCAAGCUGGAGUACACCAUCCUGGACGGAGAGUCAGGGGACACCUUUAACAUCACCGGAGCCAACCAAGAGGCCGUGAUCAUUCUGAACAAGGCGGUGGACUAUGAGAGCCGUAGCUCCUACUCUUUCUCAGUGGAGGUUCUGAAUCCCAUCGUUGACCCUCGAUUCCUGCGGCGUGGGCCUUUCAAAGACCGUGCCUCGAUCAGAGUGGCCGUGAUAGAUGCCGAUGAGCCCCCUCGUUUCUCACGGGCACGUUACCGAAUGGAUGUGUCUGAGAACUGCCCAGCUGCGUGUACAGUGGGGCGGAUCAGUGCCGUGGACCCAGAUACGGGGCUCACAAACAACAUCAGGUUCUCUAUCGAUCCUCAGUCUGACCCAGAAGCUCUGUUCCGGAUCACUCCAGACACUGGGCUCAUCUCUACAGUGACUGAGCUGGACCGAGAGCAUGAACAGUGGCAUAAUAUCACUAUUAUUGCUACACAGAGAGAUAACCCCAGCCAGGUGUCCAGAGUGGUGGUUGCCAUAGAAACGCUGGAUUUAAAUGACAAUGCUCCAGAGCUAGAUAGGCAGUACAACACAGCCAUGUGUGACUCCGCUUCCACUGGACAGGUGGUGCAGGUGUUGCGGGCGAUUGAUAGAGACGAGGGAGGAAAUGACAGCACCGUCCAUUUCAACAUCCCUCCGGACUCCAACGCUGCCCUCAACUUCAGCGUCAGGGAGAGUGGAGGCCCCACUGCUAGCUUGGUGUUGGCGUCACCUUUGCAGACACUGUCUCGCUCUACAUCUUCCUCCCUCACACUCUACGUCCCGCUGGUCCUGAGGGACGGGGUCUCCGGUUUGACCAGCACUGGGACAGUCACGGUGUCCGUAUGUCCCUGUCUGAGAGGAGGAGCCCGGGCCGGAGAGAAAGAGAAGGAAAGUGAGGCAGAGUGGGACAGGGAGACAGUUUGUUUGCCACAGCACUCCUCCUUGCCCUCCCCUGGACUCAGCACUGCCGCCCUGCUGGCCAUUUUAGCCUGUGUGGCCACUCUUUUGGCUGUCAGUGCUUUGUCUCUGUCUCUGCGCAGGCAGAAAAGGGACUCGCUUUCGCCUUUAGAGGAGGAUGAUGUAAGAGAGAACAUCAUCACGUAUGAUGAUGAAGGAGGAGGUGAGGCCGACACGGCUGCAUUCGACAUCACAGCGCUGCAGAGCGCCCCACAUAACGCUCGCAGGGGGUACCGUACCCUGGACAGCAGGAACAUACGUUAUUCACAACACUGUCAGGAGAAGGCUCGUGCGUAUAACAGCUGGGCUCAGGCUGGAGCGAUUGACCCGGGGCAGUACACCAGUCAAGGAGCCCCUCUAUAUGGACGGAUUUGCUACAGCAGCCACACUCUCCCAGUGCUGCGUCGCUCACAGGGCCCCUAUGAGCCCGGCUUAUCCGAGCUGGCUUACCGCUUUCCCGGGAAUCAACCAGACCACUCUCUAGUCAUUCAAAACCAGGCGGCUAUGGUUGGCCCUCUGGAGCCCGGGGCCAUUUACGUGCCAGCAUCAGAGGCCGGUCACGGCUCUAAAGAAGGGACAGCAUCUCAGGACGGAGCUACCACAUCUGAGGGAGGAACGCCGAGGAAAAAUGAGGAUGACGCAGGCAGUGAUGCCCAGCAGAGUCAGAAUCAAAGCCAGGAUCAGGACUGGAAGAAUAAACUCAUUCUUACCUCCCGCUCUAACCCUCCUGCUCCUCCCCGUCCCAUACAGGUCCAGCCAGACACAGCCCCCCGCGAACGAGAGCUGGUAUUGACCCGUUCCGGUUCGGUUGCUGGGACGGGCACCACCGGAGGGUGGAUGUGCGACUCCUCCACGCUCCCCCGAGCUGGACGGCACUCCUCGCGGGGCAGUCUUUCCCUAAGUAGGAGCGGCGCGGGGCCUGCCGAGUCCAACCACCCUGGGGUGGUUGACGCUCCUAACGGAAGCACAGAAAUGCAAUCUGUCAGUGGCAAUUAUGCCACCAUCCUGCAGGGGGAGCAGCAGAGGGACUACUCGGGAACUCUGGGACGGGGCGGGCUGGAGAUGGGCAGCGGAUUUGUGCUGAGCAGGCCCGAAAGAGAGGCCAGCAUUCCACUGAGCACCGGGAUGUAUCCGGAGGGUGGCGGGUUCAUAGGAGACUGGCACGAACGGGUGGGCAUAACCGGGUACCCGCUGGGCAGGAGGGAUAUGACACCCCAGCUGCUUCCGUACCCUGGCCAAGGCCGGGGAGCAUUUGGGGGCAUCCUGGGUUAUGGCGGAGCGUGGCCCUCAGCACCUGAGGCGUCAGGAAGAGGGGCGCCCAUCGGAGGUGCUCACUCUCUCGCCCUGAGGGUCGGCGAGUUCCUGCGUCUCCGUCUGGCUCAGGUGACCUUUGACCCCUCGCAGCCUCCAUACGACUCGGUGCAGGUGUACGGGCUGGAGGGCACAGGCUCGCGCGCCGGAUCCCUCAGUUCCCUGGACAGCGAAGGCAGCAAAGACGCCGAGAAAGAGGUGUGGGGAGCAGGUCUGGAAGAUUGGGGCCCACAAUUCCAGAAAUUAGCCCAGCUUUUUAGGGAAAGGGAGAAGGAGAAUGAAGAAGAUAAGGAAAGAGAUAUAGAGGCCCACAAACAGCACAAGGACAGGGAAUGGAAAGAAAAUGAGGACCAGUCUGGAGACGAGGAGCAGGCGAAUGUCUGAGAGAAAGAGAGCGAGAAGGAGAGGGGUUGGGUGGGACAGUGAUUAAAAGGCAACAAGAGCUGGAAUAAUGAAAAGUGAAGGGUAAGGAGGGAGAGACUAAGAGGAAAGGUAAUAAGGGAAGACAAGGAAAAAUGAACUGAGAGAGCAGAGGCAGUGGAGAGAGUGAUUGAUGCAAUUUGAAGCAAUAAGUGCUGAAAAGCGGAUGUGUGAGCACAGUCAAAGGUGCGUUUCUUUAGCCAGCAUUUGACAUUCCUGAAGUGUGUUUGGCAGUGAGCGAAAAGCAAAGUUCACUGUAUACCAGAUCACAUUUAAUUACAACAGAGAAAGUAAGAGAUUUGAACUUGGAUUUCUGUGUCAGUGAGCAAGACAAUGGCAACACGGGGGAAUGAGAAACGCAAGGCCGGAGCGAUAGAUGAAAAGUUACGGCAGCACACACGAGGGAUUAGGAAAAUUAAUGUUUGUACAGAAAUUGUUUAUACAUUCACAAAAGCAAGAGAACUGAAUUAUUCAAAAGAAAGCACUGAAUAUUACAGUAAAGUCCUGAAUAAGUGUCUGCACAAAGAUUCUCUGUGUUUACUCAUUCACACAAAAACAAACACGCAUCAAUUUUAAGCCCUGCAUGGAAAUUCUGCUUUGCGGAUGUCUCAUUGUCAGGGUUCAAAAUUACUUACAUUUUUGCCAAGAACAGAUUUUUUUUAUUUCAAGUUGCUCAAGAAAAAGAAAAAAGACGCAAUUGAAAUGUAGUGAUGUUAAAAUUGUGCAAAAUAAAGCAAAAACUGUGCACAAACCACCAUUACUUGUCAAAAUAAAUCCCACAUUUAAAACGUGAAGGUGAAUUACAAGUUCUGACAGGUCUGCUUCAGCUAGAACGCACUUUUAUACAUGAUGUUCAGAUAGAAUACAAAUGGUGUUGUUGUUUUUUUAUUGGAGGAAAAAAAAACCAUGAAAAAAAUGUUCUAUGUAAAUGCAUUUAAAUGUAAAUAUCACUGAAUGCCAUUGUGAAGUAACAGUACUGUAGUCUUCAAGCAAAAAAAAAAAAAUAGAAUAAUAAAAUGAAAACUGGAGAAUAUUAUAUAUUUAGU